Molecule: messenger RNA, 3264 nt
Organism: Acanthaster planci (crown-of-thorns starfish)
Lineage: Eukaryota; Metazoa; Echinodermata; Asteroidea; Valvatida; Acanthasteridae
Product: importin-7-like
Biological process (GO): protein import into nucleus
Cellular component (GO): cytosol; nuclear envelope
Molecular function (GO): small GTPase binding
Source: RefSeq, a predicted model, not a curated record
AAUUACAAUAACAAGUAUUGCGGCGCGAGUCUAGCCGAGAAUCUCUAACAUUUUGUCUCAUAAACGUACAAGAAAAAACGGACAACAUGGACCAACAGAAUCUGGUUCAGAUUCUGCAGGGUUCUAUUCAUCCAGACACCCGAGAAGAAGCCGAAAAACAGCUUGGUGAGGUCCACAAGAUCAUCCACUUUUCGCCCACCCUCCUGCGGGUGGUCAUGGAUGAGGGGAUUCUGUUCCCUGUCCGGCAGGCAGGCGUCAUCUAUCUCAAGAACAUGGUCAACCAAUUCUGGAACCUGCGAGAGCCCGACAGCCCCCUGGAGCCCAUCCCCUUCAGCAUCCAUGAGGACGACAAGGUGGUGGUCAGGAGCAACAUUAUCCAGGCCAUUAUCGUCACGCCCGAUCUCAUCAGGGUGCAGUUGGCAGUGUGCUUGAGCACCAUCCUCAGGCAUGACUAUCCUGGCCGAUGGGACAGCAUCCUGGACACCAUGUACAACUUUCUCAGUGUCGAUGACCCCAGUACCCUGUACGGUGCCCUCAUUGCCGUCCACCAGUUGGUCAAGAAUUACGAGUACAAGAAGCCUGACGAACGGGAGCCGCUCCACUUGGCCAUGAUCCGUCUGUUACCCCUGGUCCAGCACCGCUGUGUCCAGCUCCUGCCCGACGUCUCGGACCAGUCGCUGCUGAUGCAGAAGCAGAUCCUCAAGAUUGUCUACGCCAUGAUCCAGUACAACCUUCCGUUGGACCUUGUUAACAGGGACAUCUUCAAAUUUGGCGAGUGGAUGCAGAUUAUUCAGACAAUAGUCAGCAGGCCCAUUCCUGAGUCCACACUGCAAGUUGACAUCGACGACAGGCCGGAGCUGCCGUGCUGGAAGGUCAAGAAGUGGGCCAUACACUUCCUGUCCAGAGUCUUUGAAAGAUACGGCAGUCCUGGUAGUGUGAUCAAGGAUUAUGUCAAAUUCUCCGACUGGUAUCUCAAGACGUUCUCGGCAACAACGUUGAAAGUCUUGCUGGGCAUCCUGGAGCAGUACAGCCAGAAAGUGUACAUCGCACCACGAGUCACCCAGCUGACCUUGAGCUACAUCAACACUGGAGUGAGUCAUGCUUUCUCAUGGACUUUCAUCAAACCACACAUUCAGCCCAUCAUUCAAGAGGUUCUGUUCCCCCUGAUGUGCUACACGGAUGAAGAUGAUGAGCUGUGGAACGAAGACCCAUAUGAGUACAUCCGGAUCAAGUUUGAUGCCUUUGAAGAUUUCAUCUCUCCCGUUGCUGCCGCUCAGACCGUGCUGCGAUCCUGCGCCAAGAAGAGAAAGCAGGUCCUGCAGAAGGCCAUGGGGUUCUGCAUGCAGAUCAUGACCACGCCGGGCGUGGAGGCCCGGAAGAAAGACGGCGUGAUGCACAUGGUGGGCACCAUCGCCGACAUCCUGCUCAAGAAGAAGAUGUACAAAGACCGUAUGGAGCAGGUCCUGGUCACCAACAUCUUCCCAGAAUUCAACAGCGAGCUGGGCCACAUGAGAGCAAGGGCCAACUACGUGCUGCAUCAAUUCUGCGAAGCGAAAUUCAAGAACGAACGCAACCUGAUGACGGCCUUGGACCUGACCCGCAACAGCCUUAUCCACGACAAAGAAAUGCCUGUCAAGGUGGAGGCAGCCAUUGCUCUGCAAGAGCUGAUUACCAGCCAUGAAGAGAAGGCAAAGCAUUAUGUCCAACCCUACAUCAAGGAUAUUCUUGAAGCCCUGCUGUACGUGAUCAGAAAAACGGAGAACGACGACCUGACCGAAGUCAUGCAGAGACUCAUCACCACCUACGGCGAUGAUAUCAUACCGAUCGCCAUCGAUAUCACUCAGCAUUUGGCGACCACAUUCUCCCAGGUGAUUGAUUCGGAGGAGAGUGUUGACGACCGUGCAGCCACGGCCAUGGGGAUUCUGAACACUAUCGAGACUAUCCUGAAUGUUGUUGAAGAAAAACAAGAGAUUGUGUUACAGCUAGAAGGUAUAGUUCUUAAUGUUGUCGCGGUCGUCUUACAGAACAACGUACUAGAUUUUUACGAGGAGGUCAUGUCACUCAUCUUCAGCAUGACCUGCACCCACAUAUCACCCCCCCUCUGGCAAGUCUUUGAGAUGCUCUACAGCACGUUUGAGACGGAUGGCUACGACUACUUUGUGGAAAUGAUGCCAGCACUGCACAACUAUGUUACAACAGAUCCUCCUGCCUUCCUGUCAAAUUCCAGACACCUUGAGAUCGUCUACAACAUGUGCAAAAAGGUACUGGAAGAAGAGCCAGGGGAUGACCAGGAGAGCCAUGCUGCCAAGCUCCUGGAGGUCCUGCUGCUGCAGUACAAAGGAGAGAUCGAUCAGUGUGUGCCGUUGUUCAUCGAGGUGGUCAUGACCAGACUGACCAAGGAGGUGAAGACCACAGAGCUGCGUCAGAUGUGCCUGCAGGUGGUGGUGGCGGCACUCUACUACAACCCUCGGCUGCUAAUGGAGACGCUGGAGAAGAUGACCAUCCCCAACACCAACGAGGCGGUCACCACACAGUUCAUCAAGCAGUGGCUGCAUGACACGGACUGCUUCCUAGGGCUUCAUGAUCGUAAGAUGUGCGUCCUGGGCAUAUGCACCUUGCUGUCGCUACCCAACCUGCCGCCAGUGGUCAUGGAGUGCUCGCAACAGUUCAUACCCGCUCUGCUGCUGCUGUUCAGGGGGCUGAAGAGGGCGUACGAAAGUCGAGUGCUCGUGGAGGAAGAAGAGUCUGAUGAAGAAGAUGAUGACAGCGACUAUGAAGAGCAAGUGCUGGACAGCGACGAGGAUGACAUAGAUGAAGAAGGGGCCGAGUAUCUGGAGCACCUUGAGAAACUUGCCCAAGGAAGGGAAAACGAAGAUGAGGAUGAAGAUGAGAUGUAUGAAGAGACGGUCUUGGAAGGAUUCAACACCCCUCUGGAUGAUGAGGAUGGUCCCUUUGAUGAUGAAUACAUGCUAUUCAAGACUGUGCUCACCAAUAUCCAAGCCAACAGUCCGUCAUGGUACAGUGCCCUGACGUCGCACCUUAACCUGGAGCAGCAGAAUGACAUGGAGGAGAUUGCCAAGAUGGCCGACCAGAGGAAAGCAGCAGCCGAUUCCCGACAAAUCGAGAAGCAAGGCGGAUACAAGUUUCAGGCACCGAGCGUCCCCAAGAGCUUCAACUUUGGCAGUAUGUCGUAGUCGGAAUUCAGUAGCGUACCGUUCUGAAUCUUUCAUUCUUUGAAAUACUAAUGAAUUUCGGGGGUUGGGG